UUUUCAGUGCAAUUAGGAAAAAAUAAACAAAUUCACGGAGAUAUAUACAAUCUGAAAAACCGGAGAAUCGUUCAAUCGAAAAAGAGGACCAGAAAUGGCGUGCAGAACUGUUGUGUUUCGUUCGGUGCUGCUAACGGAGCCAUGGCGACCCGUCAAUCUUCGUCGGAGCUCCGUUUUGGCUUCUUUCAGGAUUUUCAGCUCUCCGGCGACCGGUAUCGCCGGAAAUUUCAGUAUCUCUAGGGCUCGAGAUUCUCACCCGGCGAAAGGGAUUCUCCUCAGAUGUUGCCACAACGAAACCCCAAAAUCGUGGUCAUCGUCUUCGUCUCAGGACGAACAAGGUCCGCCUCAGGAAGCAGUUCUGAAAGCCAUUUCAGAGGUUUCUAAGACGGAAGGUAGGGUUGGGCAGACGACGAAUGUGGUCAUUGGAGGUACGGUGACUGAUGAUUCUACAAACGAAUGGCUCGAAUUGGACCAGAAGGUGAAUUCGUAUCCAAUGGGUAGGGGAUUUACUGCAAUUGGUACAGGAGGUGAGGAUUUUGUACAAGCCAUGGUGUUUGCCGUUGAAUCAGUAAUACAAGAACCUAUUCCCGAGGGCCGCGUGAGACAUAAGUUAUCGUCAAGGGGCAAAUAUGUAUCUGUAAACAUUGGACCUGUUCAAGUAAUUUCUAGUGAACAGGUUCAAGCUGUUUACAACGCCAUGAGGAGAGAUGACAGGAUGAAAUACUUUUUGUAGGAUGUUUCUCAUACUAUGUACAUAACUUCAAUUUUCUGGGGCUUUGUAAUUGGCUAUGUGCGUUUUUCAAUUCCCUUAGCCAACGCUUAUUGUCAGUCCGUUUGCAUUUUCUUAGUCAUUCAUGUUGUCGCAGUGGGCAGAGAAAUCUUGGUUCUAAUUUAAUCCUUGUAUUUGCUCAA
Molecule: messenger RNA, 912 nt
Organism: Morus notabilis
Lineage: Eukaryota; Viridiplantae; Streptophyta; Magnoliopsida; Rosales; Moraceae
Exons: 5
Coding region: 95-733 (212 amino acids)
Source: RefSeq, a predicted model, not a curated record